GUUGACAUCUUGAUAGUCAGACACUGGUUUCCUCUAUAAUAAAUAAUAAUUUUGGAUAUUUACAGUCGUUCCUAAGAGCCCCUUACCUAGUGUGUUCCAGUCCAGGGUCCUGAGAUGGAGAGUUCUGCCUCAGAAAUGAGUCCCCCUGGGGAGUGUAAGGAGGGGGAAACUUUCUCAAAAAUGAGUCUGAACAGAGUCCAGCAGGAAAGAAGAGACUCACCUGAACCCAGUUGUGUGUCCAUGAAGAGUGACUGGUCAAUGGAUCUGCCUAUUUUUUUUCAACAGGGACAGGUUUCUACAACAGGAAGAAAUCAGCUGAAGAGAUGUGACUUGAUGCAUCAACAGGUGGAUUUAUCAGCUGUUUUCAAGUCUCUUGAGGACAAAGCUGUGAAGUUCCUGAGAGACGAGUUGAACAAGUUCAGGAGGAAUCUCAGUCAGGAUUACCCAGCAUGCUUUGAGUCUCAGGAUGACAAUGACCUGGACAGUGAAGCUGAGAUCCAGAAGAUAUGUGGCAGAGAGGGGGCUCUGAAGAUCACACUGUACAUCCUGAGGACCAUGAACCACAAGGACCUCGCAGACACAAUGGAGAAGAAUGAACUUCUCAUGAACAAUCAACAUAAAUACAGAUGUAACCUGAAGAAGAAAUUUGAGUGUGUGUUUGAAGGGAAAGCAAAGCAAGGAAAUCCAGUCCUGCUCAAUAAGAUUUACACAGAGCUCUACAUCACUAAAGGUGGAACUGGAGGGAUCAAUGAUGAGCAUGAAGUGAGACUUAUUGAAACAGCCACCAAGCGUCCAGCAAUACAAGACACUGCAAUUCAAUGCAGUGACAUUUUUAAAUCCUUACCUGGAGAAACGACACCUAUCAGAACUGUGUUGACAAAGGGGGUUGCAGGCAUUGGAAAAACCGUGUCUGUGCACAAAUUUAUUCUUGACUGGGCAGAAGGAAAAGAAAACAAAGAUAUUCAUUUUAUAUUUGCGUUUCCUUUCCGGGACAUAAAUCUUAUGAAGGAUAAAGAGUACAGUCUGAUAGAACUCCUUCAUCACUUUGUCCCAGAACUGAAGAAGUUUGGAUCAGCUGAGCUUGAAUGGUGUAAAAUCUUGUUCAUAUUCGAUGGUUUGGAUGAGAGUCGACUUCCUCUGGAUUUCCAGAACAAUCAGAGCUGGUUUGAUGUAACAAAGACAACAUCUUUGGAUGUGCUGUUGACCAACCUCAUUAAGGGGAAUCUGCUUCCCUCUGCUCUCAUCUGGAUAACCUCCAGACCAGCAGCUGCAGGUCAGAUCCCUCUUGAGUGUGUCCACCAGGUGACAGAGAUACGGGGGUUCAAUGAUCCUCAGAAGGAGGAGUACUUCAGGAAGAGGUUCAGUGAUCAGGACCUGGUCAACAGGAUCAUCACACAUGUGAAGUCAAGAAGGAGUCUCCACAUCAUGUGCCAUAUUCCUGUCUUCUGCUGGAUUUCAGCUACUGUCUUUGAGAAGCUGUUGGAUAAUGAAGAUGUUAGAGAAAUCCCCAAGACUCUGACACAGAUGUACACACACUUCCUUAUCUUUCAGUUAAGUUUGAAGCAGAAGUAUCAGAAGAAACAAGUAAUGGAGCUUCAUAAGAUUUUAAAUUCAGACAGAGAAUUCCUUCUUAAACUGGGGGAACUGGCUUUUAAAAACCUUGAGACAGGAAACCUCAUAUUUUAUGAGGAACAUCUGAAUGAGUGUGGUAUUGAUGUCAGUGAUGCUUCAGUGUACUCUGGAAUGUGUACAGAAAUCUUCAAAGAGGAGUGUGGGUUAUACCAGAGAAAGGUUUACUGCUUUGUGCAUCUGAGUGUUCAGGAGUAUCUUGCUGCUUUGUAUACAUUAUUAAACAAGAAAUCCAGUUUUCUUACUUAUGUACCCUUUCUUACGGAAAAUUGGUCCCACUUUCUCAAUGGUGCAGUAGAUCAGGCCUUAGAGAGCAAGAAUGGACACUUGGACCUCUACCUCCGCUUCCUUCUUGGCCUUUCAAUGGAUUCCAGUCAGAUUCUGUUACAAGGGCUACUGACAGAUAAAAGAAUCAGAUCAUUUGAUACUGAAAAAACAGUCCAGUACAUCAAGGAGAAGAUCAGGGAAAAUCUCUCUCCAGAGAGAACCAUCAAUCUGUUCCACUGUCUUAAUGAACUCAAUGACAAUUCUUUAGUGGAGGAAGUCCAAGGUUAUCUGAGCUCAGGAAAUCUUUCAGCCAAACACCUCUCACCUGCACAGUGGUCAGCUCUGGCCUUUGUGUUACUGAUGUCAGACAAAGAACUGGAUGUGUUUGACCUGAAGAAAUAAAUCAGAUCAGAGGAAGGUCUUCUGAGGCUGCUGCCAGUGGUCAAGAUCUCCAAAAGAGCUCUGCUGAACCAGUGUGGACUGACAAAGAGAUGCUGUGAAGCUCUGGCCUCAGUUCUCACCUCAAACUCCUGUUCACACCUGAGAGAGUUAGACCUGAGUGACAAUGACCUGCAGGAUUCAGGAGUGAAGAUACUCUCUGCUGGACUGGGGAACAAACACUGUAAACUGGAGAUACUGAGACUGUCUGGCUGUUGUGUCACAGAGGGAGGCUGUGCUUCUCUGGCUUCAGCUCUGCGUUUGAACCCCUGUUCACAGCUGAGAGAACUGGAUCUGAGCUACAAUCACCCAGGAGACUCAGGAGUGAAGCUGCUCUCUGAUCUACUGAAGGAUCCACACUGUAAACUGGAGACACUGCAUGUGGACCAUGGUGGACAGUGCAGGAUCAGACCAGGGUUCCUUAAAUACUCCUGCCAGCUCACACUGGACCCCAACAUAGCAAACACACAUCUGUUUCUGUCUGGGGACAACAGGAAGGUGACAUGGAGAGAAGAGGAACAGAAAUAUCCUGAUCAUCCAGAGAGAUUUGACUUUUUUUCCCAAAUUCUGUGUGUAGAGAGUGUGUCUGGUCGCUGUUACUGGGAGGUUGAGUGGACUGGAAAUGCGGCUGGAACAGGAGUGACUUAUAAAGGAAUCAGGAGGAAAGGAAACAGUGUUGACUGUCGACUUGGAUACAAUGAAAAGUCCCAGGUUCUGUGCUGCUCUGGUACGAGUUACUCUGUGAGACACAAUAACACACACACUGUUAUACCUGUACCCCCCUCCCACAGAGUAGGAGUGUAUGUGGACUGUGUGUCCGGCACUUUGUCCUUCUACAGCGUCUCCUCUGGUGAACUGACUGUCCUGUACAGGUUCACCUCCACAUUCACUGAGUCUCUUUAUCCUGUGUUUAGGGUUUAUAGUCAUUCCUCAGCGUCCCUGUGUGAGAUGGAAUAGAUACCAGUGUCCUGGAUCUGUUUUGGCUGUAUCAUGUAUGUUUUUUGUUUUAUUUUAAAAUUGUUUACUUCACUGACUCAUUGUGAUUACUUAGAGUUAGAUAGUAGUAGCUGGUUAAAAACAAACUGAAGCGGAACCCACAGAAGGUGUUUAUUGUUGGUCAAAUUCUGCCUGAACUGUACACCUGUUGUUCAUAAUCACACUAAAUAAAUAUGAAACAAACUCGGCUUUCGAGCUAUCAUAGUGCUUUCUGCUCAAACACACACCACUUUCGUCCACUGUCGACAGCAGUGGAUCAGAAACUGUACUCGUUUCCCAUAAUGCACCGCUCUCUUAAAGCAACACUGCACUCUUAACAGCUUCAUGUUUCUGUUCGUCCAGUUCAUCCUCGUCAAGUGUUGUUGUUUGGACCGUGUGACCUGCUAAUGGAAAGAGAAUAAAUAUAUAAAUAAAAGCGCUAGAGCAAAUGUUUAUUUAAUAGUAGCUUUAUCUAAAUGUUCUUUACCGAACCCAUGGAUAAAUAAAGGGGUUAAGAUGUAUUACAAUGACCCGCGUUACAGUUUUGAGCAGUAAAUGUGUGUAUUGUAAUAAUUGGUUGGCUUUUGGUGACGUCCGGGGAAUAUAAGAAAGUGAUUGGGUCUGCCGUGAGGAGAGAGAGGAGACCGCCCGGGGGCGCUAAGCAGGAUCGGAAGGCUGACUAGAUGUGCAGGUCCUGGAGGA
This is a messenger RNA of Scleropages formosus (Asian bonytongue), 4011 nucleotides long. Its product is annotated as NACHT, LRR and PYD domains-containing protein 3-like. The record is from RefSeq and is a predicted model, not a curated record. The transcript has 10 exons. Lineage: Eukaryota; Metazoa; Chordata; Actinopteri; Osteoglossiformes; Osteoglossidae. Gene Ontology annotation, molecular function: protein binding.